Uncinocarpus reesii 1704 is the source of this 1035-nucleotide messenger RNA. RefSeq lists its product as uncharacterized. Gene Ontology annotation, biological process: protein insertion into ER membrane. Gene Ontology annotation, molecular function: protein binding. The transcript has 4 exons. NCBI's taxonomy places the organism in Eukaryota, Fungi, Ascomycota, Eurotiomycetes, Onygenales, Onygenaceae. The record is from RefSeq and is a predicted model, not a curated record. The coding region runs from base 1 to 1035 and encodes 344 amino acids. Gene Ontology annotation, cellular component: TRC complex; cytosol.
AUGACCUCCCGGAUCGAUAAGACAAUUGCGCGGCAGAGAGAAAAAAUCGCCGCCGGAGCAUAUUAUGAAUCCCAUCAACAACUCCGUGUCAUCGCCGCACGUUACCUCAAACAAUCAAACUACGAUGCGGCUGCAGACAUUUUGGCUGGUGGUGCGAUAGCUUUACUGAAAGCUGGAGCUCAGCAAGGAGCCUCCGCCAGUGGCGGUGAUCUUGCGAUUAUGCUCGUAAUUGAUGUGUAUAACAAGGCAGAGUGGGAACUGUCGGAUGAUGAAGUUGGGAAAAGGAGAAGACAGCGGUUAAUCGAAAUCCUACGCGAGUUUCCAGCAGAAGAGCCUACGAGAAAACGAUACGUAAGCGAGAUGAUAUCGUGGAGUUCAAAAUACGGAGACAUUGAAACUGGUGACCCAGAGAUCCAUCAUGCCAUUGGGUCUAUCUACGCCGAAGAAAAUGAGGUAUACGACGCAGAAAGGCACUUGGCUUUAGGAACCGUUGAAUCGGCGGAGGUGCUGGCGCGCCUAGAAUACAGGUGGUACACCCACGAUGCCGUGCACACAGCAGGGAUAUAUGCUGCUCGCGCGGUAUUCCCCUAUUUGCUGACCGGAAGCCCCCGAAAUGCCAAUAAGGCGUUCCUGAUAUUCAGAAACCAGUUAUCGUCUUCGCCCACAAGCCAGGCACUCGGUGUUCAGGAAGUAAGCAGCCAAAAUAACGAUGUGCGCGUAUAUCCCUCGUUGCCGCUCCUUAAUUUCACGAACCUGUUGCUGCUAGCUAUCCAACGCGGGCAUCCAGAUUUGUUCAAACAGCUGUUAAGACAAUAUGCGACUUAUAUUAAAGAAGCGGGGGAUUGGGACCAAGCACUGGCUCACAUCGGAGAGGUCUACUUUGGGAUAAGGAUACCUAAGCAAUCGAACCCCCUUAUGGAUAUGAUGGGAAUGUUCUUUGGCGGGGGGUCUCAAGGCGGCAAUAGGUCACCGACACCACAACGACCCAAACAACCAAAACAAGUCGCUCCGCCCGCGUCGAUGGAUUUGGAUUAG